This is a messenger RNA of Acinonyx jubatus (cheetah), 1004 nucleotides long. It is a transcript of the gene ARPC4, whose product is annotated as actin related protein 2/3 complex subunit 4. Gene Ontology annotation, biological process: actin filament polymerization; Arp2/3 complex-mediated actin nucleation. NCBI's taxonomy places the organism in Eukaryota, Metazoa, Chordata, Mammalia, Carnivora, Felidae. Gene Ontology annotation, cellular component: actin cytoskeleton; Arp2/3 protein complex. The transcript has 6 exons. The record is from RefSeq and is a predicted model, not a curated record. Bases 153 to 659 code for a protein of 168 amino acids. Gene Ontology annotation, molecular function: actin filament binding.
GUGCUCCUAGGCUCCCCCUUCUCCGCUCGGAGCAUAGAUGGUACCUUCCGGAAGUCCGGGCGGAGACUGAGGUUGCGCGUCUCGCGAAAGGGCUGGCGUCGCGGGGCUGGCCACUUCCGCACUUCCGCUUUCCGGCCCAGCCAGCGCCCGCGAUGACUGCCACUCUCCGCCCCUACCUGAGUGCCGUGCGGGCCACGCUGCAGGCUGCCCUCUGCCUGGAGAAUUUCUCCUCCCAGGUUGUGGAACGACACAACAAGCCCGAGGUGGAAGUCAGGAGUAGCAAAGAGCUCCUAUUGCAACCUGUGACCAUCAGCAGGAAUGAGAAGGAAAAGGUUCUGAUUGAGGGCUCCAUCAACUCUGUCCGGGUCAGCAUUGCUGUGAAACAGGCUGAUGAGAUCGAGAAGAUUUUAUGCCAUAAGUUCAUGCGCUUCAUGAUGAUGCGAGCAGAGAACUUCUUUAUCCUUCGAAGGAAGCCAGUGGAGGGAUAUGACAUCAGUUUUCUCAUCACCAACUUCCACACAGAGCAGAUGUACAAACACAAGUUGGUGGACUUUGUGAUCCACUUCAUGGAAGAGAUCGACAAGGAAAUCAGUGAGAUGAAGCUGUCGGUCAAUGCUCGUGCACGCAUCGUGGCUGAGGAGUUCCUCAAGAAUUUUUAAACCAUCUGGCUGGAUCUUGAGGCCUUCCCCCUCAGACUCCCCCGUGUCUCUGCAAAGGCAUCCUGGAGUUACUCCCUAGAGCGGCGGCGGAGGCAGCAGCAGCAAGCAGCAGCGGCAGAGCGGGGGAGCUGGGUCGGGGUGGGCAUUAGAUGCGGGAGGUGGGUGGUGUGCUUGCUAGCUGGGCAACAAAGCAGCAGUGGACCUGCCCCAAGGCCACAGGUGCCUGGUCAGGCUGGCUUCUGAUGUUCAGUCCCCUGGACUGGGACAGAUUUUUUUUAACGUCUUGAAACUUAAAUUCUGUGCUUGUAGGAGACUGAAACCUUUUUGUCUUUUUUUUUUUUUUUU